CAGUAAUGAUGUAGCAAAAGGUAAAGAAAUGUGAUUGUAAUGGUGAUUUGAUUGUGGGAUGACUUUUAACAAGCUAUGGCAGCAUAAUUGAGGUAAGUCAUCAAAAAACUUUAAAAUGGCAGAAAAUUUAUUUCAAGUACAUGUUAAAUCUUCAGCUGUUACUGACCUCGAACAAUCUGAGCUUUUUACCAGUGUAAAUUUACUAAAUCAAAAAGAAACUGAAUUUGUAAAGAGUGUAUCUUCAAAAGCAACAAGUGAUCUAACAGCAAAAGAAGCUCAAAAGUUAAAAGAAAUUGCUCGAAAACACGUAGAACCAACUGUUAGGGCGCAGUUAUGGCUGUUAUUGUCAGGAGGUGCAGAUGUUAAAAAAAAAACUCCUUCGUUAUACACUGAGACGUAUGAGGAGUUGUUUACCAAUGAUGACUUUGUUCCUGAUGGUAUGGAUGAUAAUCGAGAAUUUUUGACUUAUUAUUUAACACCCGAAGGUGGACAUAAGUUACGACAAGUAAUGUGUGUUGUGAAUCAUUUGAAUCCUGACAUCACGUUUUGCCCAUUGAUGGAACCAGUAAUAUCUCUGUUUCUUCAUUUUAUGAAUGCAGAAGAUUGUUUUGCAUGUGUCUCUGGAUUACUUAUGAACAAAACCAUGCCAUUUCUUGCACAAACAAAGUUCGAUAACGUAAUUGCUGAUGCAACUCUGCAAGACCUCUUCAAGCAAGUCUAUAAACAAGGCUAUGCCAGGUUAUCAUCAUUUGUGCAAAAUCAAUCUGAAAACCCAAAUAAUAAGCUAGUUUUAUUUCCAUUGUGGAGACGAAUGAUUUUUGAGAAAUUAAAUUUUGUGUGCUUGGUGCGUAUAUUAGAUUGUUUAAUUGUGGAAGGAUCGAAAAGCCUUUUUCGAGUUGGCUUAUUUUUAUUAGAUGCUUUUUAUGAAUAUUCUUUAGCUUUCAGAAAACUGGAUUGCAGUUCACCUCCUGAUUUACUAGCGACUGUAGGACAAUAUGCCACCGCUCUAAAGCUAUCAUCUGACUAUCUGUUAAAGACUUCUAUGAAGAUCAACAUUACCACCAAGCAAAUUGAGAAGUUCAACAAAGAUAACGGUGUGCUGCACAAAGAAGGUCGUCUUGAAUAUAAAAAAGAGAUGGCAGUAUCACAAGUUGUAGCUGUUGAUUUGAAUCAAGUAUCAGACAUCAUUAAACCCGACCAAUGGCAACAUGUGUGUCAGUGGCUACCAACUAGAAUACAAAUUCAACAACCGUUUCUUUUAUUCUCCACCAACAAAGAUGGUUACAAUUUAAAAACACUAUAUCUGCUUUGCGAAGACGAAGAACAGACACUGAUCAUCAUUCAAACAACAAAAAAAGAGAUAUUUGGUGCGUAUCUCUCGCGUUCGUUACUAGAGAGACAUGAUGGUCGUAGCAAUAUGAGUUAUUUCGGUACCGGUGAAACUUUUCUGUUUAAACUGUCGCCCUCAACAACUUGCUAUCAUUGGGGUAAAGCAAGCAAAAAGGAAGAGACGCAGGCUAAGAGUAAAUACGUGUUUGUUGACACGACUCCAGAUCCUGUCAAGGUGAAGGAAGAAAGCGAUGGUAACCCGACUAAAAGUCGACGAAAGUCGUUGAAGCGAACAUUCUCUCGGCAAGCAUCGAAAAGUGCUCGUGUUGUUCGUAACGACGCUCAACCACUUACUCUCAUCAAUAUCAAACGCAACGCAAAAUCUGUCCCUAGAUACCUAUUUCUUGGUAAAAGUAUCGAUCUACUCGAUCAUUCAGACAAUAAAAAUGAGGCAUAUGAUAGAAAAUUAUCUGCAGACCGAGUCAACUUGUCAGCGAAAAGAAAGCCUCUUAAAUCAGCCGAAACUUACGACGAGAGUGUUAAGAGACAGUUAAGCAGAGGGGAGAAUGUGAUUGAGGAUGUCAACGGAGAGGAUGUGUUUGAAAGUAACGACAACAGUGCUGCUGAGUCAAGCGUUAAGAAUAAUAAACGUAUUUUAACAAAAGGUUCGAACGUAGAGGAAACUUUUGAUGUUAUUGACGAAGAUGUUCCAAUGAGCGUUGUCGAAAAAAAAGUGAACUUUCAGAUGGGAGGUGAAACUACCGACACCGGAACGAUUGAACUGUUUAUAUCUUGUGACAAUUCGAGAUUGAUUGUUGGAGGAGGCGGAGGGGAAGGGCUCAGUAUUGAUGGUGAGAUACAAAAAGGACGUUCAAGUCGAUGCGAUACGUUUCAGAAUGAACCGUUGUCGUCAGAAGAAAAUGGUGACUUCAUUGUCGCACGGUUAGACGUCUUCGGCUUUCGGUAACACCGAACGUUCUGGGUUGCAUCUUUUUGUAUUAUAGCCUGUACAUAACAAAAUAAAUAGACAUUUUUACAAUUAUGAACAAAUUAGUUCUUAGUGCACUAAUUUAUGCGCAAAACAAAAUAAAUUUUAUUAUCAGGACCACUUUAAUUUAUUGAAUAAUUUUAUUAUUUUUACGAUUUUUUUAAACGUUAUUUAUUUUCGAAUCAUUUCAUAGGAUUUUGCAUUUUGUAUUUUUGUGUUGUUUUUCCAUAUGAAACGCCUUUUUUGUGAGCAGUAUUAUCGAACAAGGAAAGUGAAGGGUGGCAAUCUGCUAUUUCUUUCAUUGUAGUGCAGUGAAAUAUGUUAUUUUCGACCUACAAACAACGUCGUCAGCAUUUACGUCACAUAACUAUAUAAUACUACAAUGUGAGAUAUACGCGUAACCCUGCAUCAUUUAAAUUCUCGUUAUAUUUUAAUUCACAAAUUUAGAUGAAAAUGACUUUAUUUAUUAUUUGCAUGUUUUAAUUAGUAAAAUAAAUUCAUUUUUUAUUUAA
Molecule: messenger RNA, 2829 nt
Organism: Hydractinia symbiolongicarpus
Lineage: Eukaryota; Metazoa; Cnidaria; Hydrozoa; Anthoathecata; Hydractiniidae
Product: TBC1 domain family member 24-like
Exons: 11
Coding region: 116-2296 (726 amino acids)
Source: RefSeq, a predicted model, not a curated record